This is a messenger RNA of Cercocebus atys (sooty mangabey), 5504 nucleotides long. RefSeq names its product acid sensing (proton gated) ion channel 1 (gene ASIC1). The transcript has 10 exons. Lineage: Eukaryota; Metazoa; Chordata; Mammalia; Primates; Cercopithecidae. The record is from RefSeq and is a predicted model, not a curated record. Gene Ontology annotation, cellular component: membrane. Gene Ontology annotation, biological process: sodium ion transmembrane transport. Bases 1840 to 3528 code for a protein of 562 amino acids.
AAGCGAUUCUUGUGCCUCAGCCUCCCAAGCAGCUGGAACUACAGGCAUAUGCCACCACGCCUGGCUAGAGAAAAGGUCUUUAAGCAGAAGAAUGGUCAGAGUCACAAAACAUGGACUAAAGGUGGGGAGAAACCGCAGGGAGGCAGGGAGACCAGUUGAGAGGCUGUUGUUUAGGCAAAAGAGCAGGGCAGUGGCAGAAAGAGGAGGGCAGUGGCUGUUGUUUAGCCCAAUCUGAGGGCAGUGGCAGAAGGAUGGAGGGGGCGAGAGGUCAAGACUCCAAUUCUGGGGCCUCUUUGUCCCUGGCAGCAAAGCUGAGGCCAAAAGUUCCACAUCACUCAGUUCUGCUAGAACCUGGCACUCUGCCUCCCAUCCCCAACACACUCUAGGGUCUCUGCAAAUGGAGAAGGGAAGAUGGUGGGAGCAGGGAGGGAGAAUAGAGGAGGAGGAGGGGGAACACAGCCUGGGACUAGGGGAUGCUUAAGGAAUGGGGAGGCCCAAGCAGACCCACCUAGCCCCAGUCUAGCCCUACUGCUCCUCCUCUGGCCCUGCAGAGAAAGAGUUAAUCUGCUACACCUCCCUCCCCAACCUUCCCCUCCUCCCCUCAGGUCACCUUCUUGGCCCUGGAGACUUGGCUGGUGGCUCAAGUUCCUCAACCAGUGUCCCUGAGUAAUCAGAGCACAUAGAGGGACCAGGGGCCUGGGGGCAGGGAAUGGUAAAUUAGGGGCAGGGGAGCCUCGGAGACUGAGGCCGGGAGUCUGCAAGGCUGAGGGUUUGGUGGGAACCCCAAGUUGGUUCCCAAUACUGUCUACCUGACCCAGGUCCCCCUGCCCCACCCCCAGCACUGAUCUCAAUUUCUUCCAUCCACCAGAGAAUUCCUCGAACUCCUAAACUGUUGAGGGGUGCAGGGGGCAAGCUGAAAGGGGUAGUGGUGAUCUGCCAGGAAGCUUUCCCACUGCAGGAGACAGGGUCCCUCCCCUUAGUGCCGGGAACUGGUCAGAAAUGAGUCUGUGGUCAGUGAGAGACUGCUGCUAAUGGAACCUGGGCUGGCCCACAAGCCACAGGAGGGUAGGGGAGAGGAAAGGAACCAAAAUAGAGCUCAGCAUAGGGGGUGGGACUAGGGCUGGUAAUGCUGUCCUGAAGUAGAGCUGGGGCCAGGGAGGGAGGGGAAGAGAAAGAGGGUCAGGGACUGGAAUUGGAGGUCUGAGAGAGUGCCUGGUGGUGGGGCACGGAGGGGUUAAGGUAUCCCAGAGGAAUAACUGGAUGAAGGGAGAAUAAGGGAGAGGACCCAGAAUUGGGAUGCGGGCACUGAGGGACAUGAUGAGGAACAGACUGGAGGAUGACAGAGAGCAUGAGUAUGUGUUAUGUGUGUCCUGGGGGGUGGGGACUGUUGUCACUGCGAUCAUCAUGGCAGUGGGCGCAAAGGAUGGUGCCGGGUCCCUCCUCACCGGCAGGGGUGGGUUCCAGGAGUCCCAACCCUAGGCUUUUCCAGGGUUUCCACUCUGUCCUAAACCCUGUCUGUGCUGCUGGAGCGGGUGACAGGAAAGGGGCUCCAGCCCCCUGCUCUCCAUCAGCCUCCCUUUCCCACUGCCAUCAAUUAUUCAUCAGCCCAGACACCCGCCCUCCCUGGCAGGGCAGGCUGGUCCUCCUCCCAUGCCCCGCCCCAGCCACACUGCCACAGAGGCCCUGGUGAGGAAGGACAGCCAGCCAGGCUGUGGAUACCUAACUGACAAGCUGGGUGGCUAGCUCUGCCGGACUCUGCCUGGGGUCACAUCGCCUUCCCCUCUGGCACCUUCCCGCUUCCUCCUGCCAAUCCCUGGCACCAGGAAGCCCCUGGAGAAAAUGCCCAUUCGGAUCUUCUGCUCUGUGUCAUUCUCCUCUGGAGAGGAGGCCCCAGGGCCCUUGGGAGAUAUUUGGGGUCCCCACCACCAUCAGCAGCAGCAGGACAUCUCAGAAUCAGAAGAGGAGGAAGAAGAGAAGGAAAAGGAGGCAGUGAGGAAGGAGACCAGCAAGAGGCAUUCACCCAUGGACUUGGUGGCCUUUGCCAACAGCUGCACCCUCCACGGCACCAACCACAUUUUUGUGGAGGGGGGUCCAGGACCAAGGCAGGCGCUGUGGGCGGUGGCCUUUGUCCUGGCACUGGGUGCCUUCCUGUGCCAGGUAGGGGACCGCGUUGCUUAUUACCUCAGCUACCCACACGUGACCCUGCUAAACGAAGUGGCCACCACGGAGCUGGCCUUCCCGGCGGUCACCCUCUGCAACACUAAUGCCGUGCGGCUGUCCCAGCUCAGCUACCCUGACUUGCUUUAUCUGGCCCCCAUGCUGGGACUGGAUGAAAGUGAUGACCCUGGGGUGCCCCUUGCUCCACCGGGCCCUGAGGCCUUCUCUGGGGAGCCCUUUAACCUGCACCGCUUCUACAAUCGCUCCUGCCACCGGCUGGAGGACAUGCUGCUCUAUUGCUCCUACCAAGGGGGGCCCUGUGGCCCUCACAACUUCUCAGUGGUCUUCACACGCUAUGGAAAGUGCUACACGUUCAACUCAGGCCGAGAUGGGCGGCCGCGGCUGAAGACCGUGAAGGGUGGGACAGGCAAUGGGCUGGAAAUCAUGCUGGACAUCCAGCAGGACGAGUACCUGCCUGUGUGGGGGGAGACUGACGAGACGUCCUUCGAAGCAGGCAUCAAAGUGCAGAUCCAUAGUCAGGAUGAACCUCCUUUCAUCGACCAGCUGGGCUUUGGCGUGGCCCCAGGCUUCCAGACCUUUGUGGCCUGCCAGGAGCAGCGGCUCAUCUACCUGCCCCCGCCCUGGGGCACCUGCAAAGCUGUUACCAUGGACUCGGAUUUGGAUUUCUUCGACUCCUACAGCAUCACCGCCUGCCGCAUCGACUGUGAGACGCGCUACCUGGUGGAGAACUGCAACUGCCGCAUGGUGCACAUGCCAGGGGAUGCCCCAUACUGUACUCCAGAGCAGUACAAGGAGUGUGCAGAUCCUGCUCUGGACUUCCUGGUGGAGAAGGACCAGGAGUACUGCGUGUGUGAAAUGCCUUGCAACCUGACCCGCUAUGGCAAGGAGCUGUCCAUGGUCAAGAUCCCCAGCAAAGCCUCAGCCAAGUACCUGGCCAAGAAGUUCAACAAAUCUGAGCAAUACAUAGGGGAGAACAUCCUGGUGCUCGACAUUUUCUUUGAAGUCCUCAACUAUGAGACCAUUGAACAGAAGAAGGCCUAUGAGAUUGCAGGGCUCCUGGGUGACAUCGGGGGCCAGAUGGGGCUGUUCAUCGGCGCCAGCAUCCUCACGGUGCUGGAGCUCUUUGACUACGCCUACGAGGUCAUUAAGCACAAGCUGUGCCGACGAGGAAAGUGCCAGAAGGAGGCCAAAAGGAGCAGUGCGGACAAGGGCGUGGCCCUCAGCCUGGACGACGUCAAAAGACACAACCCGUGCGAGAGCCUCCGGGGCCACCCUGCCGGGAUGACAUACGCUGCCAACAUCCUACCUCACCAUCCGGCCCGAGGCACGUUCGAGGACUUUACCUGCUGAGCCCCGCAGGCCGCUGAACCAAAGGCCUAGAUGGGGAGGACUAGGAGAGCGAGGGGGCCCCCAGCUGCCUCCUCACAUCUGCCCUGGGGACUCCCCACACUCCGGGGCAGAUCUUUCCUCUUGUCUGUGGUAAGGAAGGAGUCUUGACCAUAGAGUCCUCUCCCUGCCUCUAUCCCAUUCUUUUUACGUUUAACAAAACUAAUCUAAGAAAGAACUAAAAAGGGAGAACGGGGCAAGGGACCUCAGGCUGCCCCUCUCUCCAUGCUGCCUCCCCUAGCUCCCAGCCUGAAUUCUGUCUUGUCUAGCUGUCUGUCAUCUGAGUGUCCACCUACAUUCUGCUGCCACCAGUCACCAAAGGCCCUUCCCAGUGAGGGGUGGAAGGGAUCCCUGGGGUCUGGAAUUUGGCCCCAAACCAGAGAAUGUACCUUAAGGGGGAGGGCUAGUGUGGGGGAGGGAGGCUUCCCCAGCCUUAAGAGACCCUCUCAGCCCAGUGACUGUCCCCAAACCCAAGUCUCCUGGCAGGAACUAAAACCUCUGCCCCACUCUUUCACACCAUGUGGAAUCUCGUGGGGGUUGGGGAUCCCCUUAAGAAGUGGUAAUGGGGUCAAGAUGCGGCCCUGGUGCUGUAGGCGACAUCCUGAUACCUAUAAGUUCACCCCCACCCCACAGCUGCUGGAGAGAAAUCCCAAGAGGCAGCCCUCCCUCACCAUCCCACAAAAGACCUGGCUGGUUAACAUCCAGCUCAGGGAGAAGGGCACUGGUGCCUAACCUCACUAGUCCCUCUCCCGGAGGCCCUUGUAGAGGGCCACGUCCAUAAAUUUUCUUAUGGAACUCUCCCACAUCCUCUUCUCCAACUUCAUUUGCUUCUCUCAACAACCUCAUCUGCACUUUCUAUUUCUAUAUGAUACAGACUCUAUAUUGCUAUAUCUCUGUAUAUACUUUCCCCAGCCCUGUCUGUCUCCACCCCAUCCCCUCUUGUCUCUGAGAACCAUUCUCCCACCCCAAGUUCCACCUUCUAUGUUUCUGCCCCCUCCCUGGUCUCUGAAUGCCUUCGCCUGUAUAAAGAGUUGGACUCUCUCCCCUGGUGUCUGUACUGUGUACACACAUCCCUCUGAGAAGCACAAGGAGACGACACGCGCAUUGUAACCUUUGCACUGUCUCAGUGGCGACAAAGGAAGCUGUGAAUCACAAGCUCUGCCUCUUUCUGGCCUCACCCUCUCCCCCAACCCGGGCACCCUCGACCCUCCCUGCAGCCUUAACAUUCUCUUCCCCUGCUCCUCCUAUCCCAUUGCCCUUUGCCCAGCUGACAGUAGCAUCCCCAGGGAAGGGGUUGUUGUAGAGAUAGCCCCCACCCAGGGGAUGGAGGUCUGCCCUGGACACUAAGCCAAGUGUGUCAGAGACAGAAGGGAGCUGGGGAUUGGUGACUCCUAAAGCUGGGGCAGUGGGAUGCUAACAGGCAGAAGCUGAGGUCCUCAGUCAGUGGCCUUUCCUCCUUCUGGGUGCCCAGCCCCCUUUCCUCACCUGAUACCCAAGCCCACCACUUUUAUUUUCUGGUGAGGUGGGUUUGGUAGGAAAGAGAGGCCUAGAGGAGGAGUUGAAAGCUCUGCUGUUGUCCCUCCCUAUCUUAAUGAGAGACAAGUGAGGUGGAGGGCCUGCCCCCUCCCUCCACCAGACACUCCUUCCAGGCCUAAGCCCCAACCCCUCUCCAGGCCUUCCUUCCCCAGCUGUGUCUUGGUCUUCAAUCCCAGAACAGGACCUGUGAGCAGGUCACCUGUGCAUUGGCCUGGAGCUGGAGAGUAAGGCUAUAGGAUCUUUGGAAUCUCUUGGUUCCUGGGAGUUCCUCAGAGAUCAUACCUCCCCAGAGGGAAGCAGGAAUGAGGCCAAAAAGUGUGCAUUGGAUAGGGGAACAGCAGGCAGGGCUUUGGGUGACGCAUGCCUCUGGUCUAAUAAACUGGGUUUCAACCAUCUCCUCUUCA